Molecule: messenger RNA, 3666 nt
Organism: Salmo salar (Atlantic salmon)
Lineage: Eukaryota; Metazoa; Chordata; Actinopteri; Salmoniformes; Salmonidae
Product: leucine-rich repeat and immunoglobulin-like domain-containing nogo receptor-interacting protein 2
Cellular component (GO): plasma membrane
Molecular function (GO): protein binding
Source: RefSeq, a predicted model, not a curated record
GUAGGGCUAGGGCUGAUCACAGGUGAUGAGCAAGAGUAGAGUGAAGAGGGGGGAGGAUCAGUAGAGCAAGGGGGAUAACUGAACCCCUGCCGCGCCUCGACAAAGGAGCUCACACCAAUGAAGAGCCUUUCUCUAUUUCUCUCUUUCCCUUUCUCUCUCUCUGCCUCAUCUCAGCUCAUCCCCCCUCAGUCGCCCGCCUGUUCCAGUGUUUUCACAGGGCUUUCGAGAUGGCUCGUUAGAAUAGUGGGAGAAAUUAGGAGUGCGACCGUGGGGAUGAAAUGCACAGUAAUCAAAGAGAUAGUGAGAUGAAAGUAUAUUGUUCCCAUGAAGGGCAGAGUAGAAGGGGCUGACACAAAGCGGAUUGAGCGGGCACUCGGAAGCUUUGUGUCUGUGUUAGAGUAAGUCUGUGUGCGUGUGUCAGCUUGGCUGCGUGACCCUCAGUGAGCUAAUCUGGAGUAUGGAUUUUGGAAUGAGGAGCAGCACUUAAAGGGCUGUACCAUGAUGGUGGUCUGCAUGGAUACCAAGCUGUGCCGUGACAGAGGGCAGCGUGGGUAAAAGUCAUGCGGCACUCUGCCCUGUACCACUGCUACCCUCUUCUGGGCGGGGCUCUACUGCUCCUGCUGGUUAGCUGCGUCCUGGGUUGCCCCGCUCGCUGCGACUGCUCCGCCCAGACCAAGUCAGUCAGCUGCCACCGCAAGCGACUGCCUACCAUCCCCGAGGGCAUCCCCAUUGAGACUCGGCUUCUGGAUCUGAGCAAGAACAAGCUGCGGAGCAUUACACCGGACAACUUCUCCUCCUUCCUACAGCUCGAGGAUCUAGACCUCAGCGAUAACCUGAUAGGCGAGGUCGAACCGGGCUCCUUCAAAUUUCAGCUCUCCCUGCGCUCGCUGAACUUCCACAGCAACCUCCUCCAGCUGGUCCCCGCCGGUGUGCUCUCUGGCCUUGCCAACCUCACCAGUCUGGACCUCAGCCACAACCGGUUGGUGGUGCUGCUGGACCAUGGCUUCCAGGACCUUCGGAGGCUGAUGUCCCUGGAGGUGGGUGACAAUGAGCUGGUGUUCAUCUCCCAGAGGGCCUUUACUGGCCUGCUGGGCCUACAGAGCCUCACCCUGGAGCGCUGCAACCUGACUGUUGUGCCCACUGAUGCCCUGGGGCACCUACACAGCCUGGUGGAACUCCACCUGCGCCACCUGGGCAUUGGUGCCCUGAAGCCCUACUCCUUCAAAAGACUUCCCCACCUUCGCCACCUGGAGAUUGACUACUGGCCCUGGCUGGAAGUCUUCCCCGCUCUGUCGCUACACGGUCUCAACCUCACCACACUCACCGUCACCAACACUAACCUGUCCUCUUUUCCCGGCCCUGCUCUACGCAACCUGCCCUACCUCACGCACCUAAACCUAUCCUUUUGCCGCAUCCAGCACAUCCAGCAAGGGGUGCUAGACAAGCUUCCGCGACUGCAAGAGUUGCACCUGCGAGGGGCUCAGCUGGCUUACAUUGAACCCCUGGCCUUCCUGGCACUCCCAAACCUGCGUAUGUUGGAUGUGUCGCACAACCAGCUGGACUCUGUGGAGCAAGCUGUGUUUGCGUCCCCUGACAGCCUGCAGACGCUGCUUAUGGGGGGGAACCCUCUGGUGUGCGACUGCCGGCUCCUAUGGCUGCUGAGUGGCCGGAAGCCACCCUUGCUGCAGCUCCCUGACCCCCAGCCCGAGUGCAGUGCUCCUGAGCGCAUCCGUGGGAAACCCUUGCGGGACCUCAAGGAGCCGCUGGUGUCACGGUAUGUGACUUGCACCAAGCCACGGAUCGGGCUCAACACCACCCAGCUGCUGCUGGCAGACGAGGGGCAGCCUGUCUGGCUCAACUGCAUAGCAGACGGGGCUCCUCGGCCAUCCAUGGCCUGGGUGACGCCACACAGACACUAUGUAGCAGCCAAGAGCACCGGGAGGGUGACAGUCCAUACCAACGGCACCCUGGAGAUUAAGGCUGCGGAGCUACACGACAAUGGUGUGUACCUGUGUGUGGCCAGUAACGCGGCGGGUAAUGCCAGCAUGUCAGCCUCGCUGGCUGUGAAGAGCCUGGGCAUCAGCGAUAGAUUGCUCUACACCAACAAGAGCGGACUCCUGGCGGACUCCAACGGGACCUGGGCCAACGGCACCCUCCUGUACAAUAUGACAAAUCCCAUAGACCUGAAGACCAUCAUCAUCUCCACAGCCAUGGGCUGCCUGUCUUUCCUGGGCGUGGUCAUCUUCUGUUUCCUCCUCCUGUUUGCCUGGAGUCGUGGGAAGGGAAGGCACAAGAGCAACUUCGACAUUGAGUACGUUCCCCGCAAAUCGAAUGGGACAGCAGCGGAGGCAAAUGAGACAAGCGGGCCCAGACGAGUCAACAUGAAAAUGAUUUAAAUUUACAAACGGACCAACACAUAUGAUAGUAACAAACAAAAUACAGUGCAUAUCAUUUUCAAAGUUUUCUUUGAUACAGUGGAGUUGUGAAAAUGAAAGUGAUGUACCGAUAUAGUGGUGUUGAUAUGAAGGUGAUCUAGUGAUUCAGUGGACAUGUUGAUAUAAUAGUGAUCUAUGAUACUGUGGAAUUGUUUAUAUAAAAUUAUGUUAUCAUACAAUACACUGGAUAUAAUACUAUAUAGCCCACAUAUCAAUGAGAGUGAGGCAGUGAUACAGCGCUGGGCCUGUGCUACGCUGUUGAUGUGAUGACUAAUGAUGUUGUAGACUCGGCGUGACACCAAGGUGAGAAAGGAAGUCUCUGGGAGUGACAAGGGAGAAGUUGAGAUGACAGUGGUGCUGUCAUUGCUCUAUCAUGUCUGGAGUAAAUUGUGUCUAAUAACCAUCUAAGCAGCAGGUGUGUUUGUUGAGUAAAAUGUAGUGUUACGUAUGUUUGUAUGCACACGCAAAUCACUACGAACAAUAUCCAAGAGACCUGCUUCAUAAAUAUUUUCAAGUAGGCCAUUGUUCCCCUUUGUACCACCUCAAGAUAUGCAUUGCAGGAUUUUGGCAACUCGAGCUUCAACUCAAGGAAAAUGUAUACACGAUAUUUACAACUUCAAGUGGGAUUUCAGCUAAAAGCACUAGAAGAACUCAAGGUAUCUUCCUGCUGAAGAAAUAGUAGCAGUUGAAAAUUUUGGUUAUUGCUUGGAAAAAAACACAGAUGAUAAAUAUCUUAUGUUAAAUCCCCUUUUAUUACCUUAUAAAUCAAUUGCAGAUUUUCCUGCCAGCAAAAUCCCCUGAUGUAAUGUAAAAUAAACGGUCAGUGACUAGACUAGACACAAUAGCAAAGAUUUACUGGCCGAUGUCCCCUUUGAACAGGACAAAUCUCAGCCUGGUGAGUUAUGGGUGGUAUUGUAUCCCCUCUCAUUUUCUUUGGCCCCAAUGCUUCAAGCUGGCAUGUCCCGAGGCCUCUCUUGGGUUAAAAUAGGUUUCUGGGUAUUUCAUUGAUGGCAUUUGAAAGUUGUGGUGUUUUUGUUGAAAUGUUUUAACUGUUGAAAAAAAAGUGUAUUAAAGAAUAACAUUAAGGGCAACUCUUUGUAAAAGCAGGGAUGUAGGUGUCAACAUGUGUGAUCCAGUUGUGAUACAAUGUUAAAGGUUGUUUAAAUGUUUUCAUAUGAUAAAUUUAUGGGUAUAUUUUCAAACGGAAAUAAAUCGUAAUCAUAUAGCUUCA